Mus musculus (house mouse) is the source of this 4359-nucleotide messenger RNA. It is a transcript of the gene Pank2, whose product is annotated as pantothenate kinase 2. Bases 655 to 1494 code for a protein of 279 amino acids. NCBI's taxonomy places the organism in Eukaryota, Metazoa, Chordata, Mammalia, Rodentia, Muridae. Gene Ontology annotation, biological process: coenzyme A biosynthetic process; angiogenesis; pantothenate metabolic process. Gene Ontology annotation, molecular function: ATP binding; pantothenate kinase activity. Gene Ontology annotation, cellular component: cytosol; nucleus; mitochondrion. The record is from RefSeq and is marked validated. The transcript has 8 exons.
AGCGGGCUGCGCGGAGGCGGCAAGGCGGCGCUGGGGGGCUGGCUCGGGCGGCAGCGGCGGCUGUUGCGGAUGGGAGCGGGCCGGUUUGGCGCGCCUAUGGAGCGCCAGGGCAGGGCUGCCGCCACCUCAGCCGCGGUCGGCGAGUCUGCGGACUCGGAAGCGCGGAGGCGGGACCCGCUGAGGCGCCGGGCGAGUAGCGCGGCGCCGUCGGGGUCCGGGGAGGCGGAGAGUGUGAGACGGGAGCGGCCCGGCUCUCUAGGCGGCUCCACCUCGGCCGGCCGCCCGCGCGCCGAAGGCCUCCGGAAGAGGCGGCCGCCUGCUCUCUUGUCUUCUUUCCUUCCCCUACAAGACAGACGUGCUGCAUUCACUUCCUACUCCUUUCUUCCUUGAUGGCCUUUGUUGAAAUCGUUUUUUCCAUGGUUUGGCUUGGAUAUUGGAGGAACCUUGGUCAAGCUGGUUUAUUUUGAACCUAAAGACAUCACUGCUGAAGAAGAAAAGGAGGAAGUGGAGAGUCUGAAAAGCAUCCGGAAGUACCUGACCUCCAAUGUGGCUUACGGAUCCACAGGCAUUCGGGACGUGCACCUUGAGCUGAAGGACCUGACUCUGUGUGGACGCAAAGGCAAUCUGCACUUUAUACGCUUUCCCACCCAUGACAUGCCUGCUUUUAUUCAGAUGGGCAGAGAUAAAAACUUCUCAAGUCUCCACACUGUCUUUUGUGCCACUGGAGGUGGAUCAUACAAAUUUGAGCAGGAUUUUCUCACAAUAGGUGACCUUCAGCUUCGAAAACUGGAUGAACUAGAUUGCUUAAUAAAAGGAAUUUUAUACAUUGACUCAGUUGGAUUCAAUGGACGGUCACAGUGCUAUUAUUUUGAAAACCCUGCUGAUUCUGAAAAAUGUCAGAAGUUACCAUUUGAUUUAAAAAAUCCAUAUCCUCUGCUUCUGGUGAACAUCGGCUCAGGGGUUAGCAUCUUAGCAGUGUAUUCCAAAGAUAAUUAUAAGAGGGUCACAGGCACCAGUCUUGGAGGAGGAACUUUCUUUGGUCUCUGCUGUCUUCUUACUGGCUGUAGUACUUUUGAAGAAGCUCUUGAGAUGGCAUCUCGUGGAGAUAGCACCAAAGUGGACAAAUUAGUUCGAGACAUUUAUGGAGGAGACUAUGAGAGGUUUGGCUUGCCAGGCUGGGCUGUGGCUUCAAGUUUUGGAAACAUGAUGAGCAAGGAGAAGAGAGAGGCGGCCAGUAAGGAGGAUCUUGCCAGAGCAACUUUGAUCACCAUCACCAACAACAUUGGCUCCAUAGCAAGAAUGUGUGCCCUUAAUGAAAACAUUAACCAGGUCGUAUUUGUCGGCAAUUUCCUGAGAGUCAACACGAUUGCUAUGCGGCUUCUGGCGUAUGCGCUGGAUUACUGGUCCAAGGGGCAGCUGAAAGCACUGUUUUCCGAGCACGAGGGAUAUUUUGGAGCCGUUGGAGCACUCCUCGAGCUGUUGAAGAUACCCUGACUUACCGAGAGGACUUCCUGAAACCUGCCACAGAGACAUCUGUGGAUUUUUUUGUUUUGUUUUGUUAAGAGACUCAAGUUUUAUGAUCGUGUACUACUCAAAUCAGAGCAAGAAACAAAUGUAUUUUUCUAAGACAUCAAGAUAAAUUCUUAAAAUUUUGUCUAAGGACACCCCAUCCCACCCCCGUCUAGGCAGUAUGAGGAUUUGCUGUUUAUAGGGUAUUCUCAGGGCAGCGUUAUUAACCCCUGAGGUGCUUUGGAAUCCCAGCAUCACCCACUUGGGCAUACGUGGAGCUUUCUGGACUCCCACCAGCAGCUGACUGCUUGUCCUGUUGAAAUGUAUGUGAGAAUCUAACCGCUUUCAUCAGUAUGCCUUGGAGGUCAUCUUUCUUUGCGCGCUGGAUCAUGUUUAGCCUAUGUUAACAUACUGAAAAUGGGUUAUUUCAAGCUUCUGAAAACUUGGCAGGAUUGUUCUGCAUCUGAUGUUAAGAGAUGGCCUGCAUUGUAGCUGAAGGCAAGGGUGGGCCUGUUCACAGCAGCCUUGGAGCUGGAAUGGAGACCUCGAGCUCUGGCUGGGAAGGAUUCUGCCAUUCAGCCAUGGGUUCUGGUGCCAGCUCUGGGGCAACAGAAGGCUCUUGUUGGUUUGGACUAUGGGAACUAGGAUUGGAUUUGGCUGGCUAGCCUGCUUGAUGGUUCUCAGUUCCCACAGGGAUAUAGUUGGCUUUUAUUACAUACUUUGGCCCAUUAGGACUAAGGGUUCCAUUGUGCUGGCAGCACAGUACACGGGGUGUUGCAGGGAUGGUAGUUUUCCCUCCUGCUAAUCCCUGCUUUGCUUCUGAGAGAUCCUCAAAACUGCACUUUUAUUAGAAAGUUUCUCCAUCUGGGGCAGGGCUGUGUUCUUCCCUGCCAUCCCUCAGGUGACUCCUAUUUGACAGUUGUGACCAGUGCUUUGUAUUCAUGGUUCUGUCUUCCUACAUUGAAGCUCCUCCCACAGUGUUAGACGAACAAGCCUCAGGAUCACAGAGCCCAACAGGAUGUGUGGUGCUGUUGUGACCCACACCAUCACUGUCUAUUUCUUUCCUCAGUUGUGCUCAGCCCAGGGUCAUUCUGGGGAUGGGUUCUAUUUCCUUUAAAUAGUGUCUCGGGUGGUGAGGGCUAACCUCAAACUCGACAUUAAUACUGUAUAGCUGAGGCUGGCCUUUGAACUGCAGAUCUAGUUGCCUUCACCUCCGAAGUGCUGGAUUAUAGGUGUGCGCCACUAGUAAACUCCAUAAAUACAAAGGGUUUGUUUCAGAGCCUCAUCUUUUCCAGUUCUCACCUGCUUCCCUGGCUGCUGUCUACACUCUGACAGUUCCACUUUCAAGCUCAACUGAGUCUCGCCAAGCUGUCUUCCUGUUGAUUCCAGCACUAUUUGCAGAAAUACACACAUUCCACCUCACAACCACUUCUGAACUGGGAGCCACUUGCAGUGUCUGUUAGAACCAUCUUGUCUUUUCUUAGCUGUCCAAUCCAGGUCAUUGUUUUGAUAGCCUAAAGCUCCACUUCACUUCUCCCACUCAGAAAGGAAGGUUUGUGGCCCUGGAGCACAAAGUAGCUUGAACUAAGAUGGGAGGAGGCUGGCCUACGCAAAGAGGUAAUGUCUUGUGGGCAUCAGUGGCUGGGUCUAGGGGGUGCUUGAAGAUACCUAGUUUGGUUUUAGAACGCCUGGUUUUGAGAACCCCUAAAGCACGGGUCAUUUGGGUCAGAGACAACGCAGAGGAUGUAUUUAUUUGUGGGAGGAGUUAGUGAACCCCAGAGCACAAGAAAAUAAUAAUAAUCGGCAGUGAAGGAGCAGGUUACAGGGAAAACAACCUGGGGUACAGGGAUCCGGGAGUCCAAGAGCAAACGGUUAUAGAGAUGGGUUACAAGGUUGCUUGGAGGUAGCUCCAGGGUUACGUGUGCCUUGGUGAAGCCAUGGGCUAAAGCUGAGUUCAGAGCCGCUCACCACCUGGCAUUAGGGUUAGGGCAAGUUCUGGGAAUGUGGCAGACUGUCAAAGGACAAAGCUAUAUACAUCAAGCCACCACAAAUGCAAUGCAUGGUGUGGUGUGGCCUGAUGCCUUUCCCCCAUCAGUGUGCCACACCUUACCUCGCCCUAGUGCAAAAGUUGACAGGUCCAAAUACAAAGUAUUUCAAAAUUUGCUCUUUAUUUACACGUUUGGGUCGAUUACAUGCAUGUUUUAUUUUUAAACAAGUGAUUAGCAAAAAAUGCAUUAAAGUUUUAAAAUAGCAAUUAAAUAUACAAAAAUAUAGCUUACAAAAACCAAUGUUUAAAAAUAUUCUGCUGCAGAAUUCUUAGUGUACAAACACGUCUAUGAAACCUGAGGCUCAGCAUUUCAUAAACCUUUUUUGAGGGAGUUAUAUCUAGUAAAUAAGCCCCAUAGGGCUAAACGACAAGACUAAAGUGCCAUUCCUCCACCUUCCUGGACAUGUCCUCAGACAGAGGCAAUGGCCCCAAGCCGUCACAUUCUCCACCACAGCCUGGAAGGAGAGGCAUGGACGGCGCUGAGGGUUCAACCACAUGAGUCCCUUAACACUGGUGAGGUCAUGAUCUGAGCUACAGCGUGUCUUUGAAACAGCAGGGGUAGCUUUUCCUGAUCCUGUGAACAAAGGAACGAAGAAUUUGGAUACGUGCUGAGCUAACUGGAAUAAAAGCAUCUUGAAAUAAUUUGGGUUCUAAAGCUGAACUUGAAAACUGAUAGGUCCUGUUAAUCUUAUUUAAAAAACCUUUACCUGGCAUUUUAGGUCCCUACCUCUAAGAUUAAGUUAAAUACUUUGAUGGUCCCAUUUAAGCAAUUUUUUAAAAAUAAAAAUUUAUUUUUAUGUGUA